Durio zibethinus is the source of this 1730-nucleotide messenger RNA. RefSeq lists its product as uncharacterized. NCBI's taxonomy places the organism in Eukaryota, Viridiplantae, Streptophyta, Magnoliopsida, Malvales, Malvaceae. The record is from RefSeq and is a predicted model, not a curated record.
AGGAUUUUGCCUAACUCGGACCUCUCAAUGAUAUCUAGAGACGGCGGGGUGAAUAUUGCCAGGCCCAACAAAAUCUGUCUGUUUUGAGAAACAGGUCCAACCGUUAAAAUAUAUAGAAAGCCAUCGUACAUAUCCAUGGAAAUUCCUAUAAAAUUGUCCGAACAACAGACAUUAUUAUUGUUCAUUCAUGUCCUAAAAACUGCCACAACCACCAGACAUCCGAAAUCGAAGCAGCCAUCUUAGAUCACCACGAAAAACUUCUCAUUUUCUUCACUCUCUGUUUUUUUUUUCUCUCUCCAAAGAAACUCCCAAAAAUUUUUUCUAGCUGUGCACCAGCCUGUUUUCCUGCCGGUUGGGAGUAGGGGAGAGAAAUCAACUCUUCUUCUCAAUCCAUUACCCCUACCGACUCCCAAUUAUGCCUUUCCCUUGGGUUUAUGGGUUAUUUCCCUUUCUUCCAACUUUUGUUCCUACUAUCACCGCAGCCGCCACCACACCCUUCAGCUAUUUUCUAACAAUUUCCGCCAUUACCCUUAUCAUCAUCUUUUAUAGCCAACGUGUGCCAUGUUCUUUAUUCCUGCUUUACCAUUCAUUGACUCGGCCAUCGAUUUUGCCACCAUCUCCUUCAUUGCUAUCCUCCUCUUCCUCUCUCUUUUCUCUAUUUGCUUCAUAUUUCACCUCCGUUUUAAAUCCCGAAGAUGCCGUCAUUUGCAGAAUUUCAACUCUCUCUGGACCUUCCGAUUCCUUUUUGUCUUCUUCAUCACGUCCUGGGCCCUGACCGAACUGCUGCGCCUACCCUAUUUCCGUAGAAGCUAUUUUUAUCCUCUCUUGCCACAGCUAACUUUGCCACAACGAGCCAACCUCUGCAAAGUCCACCUCGUUCUUUCUUUAGGGUUCUUCGAGCCUGGUUUCCUAGUAACCCUACUUUUCUUGCUCGAAGUCUCCGUCAAGAAAACACACCCAAGAAGCUUCUUCAGUGUUUUCUUUGUCUUGGACUCGUGUCUUCCAAUUUUCCUUUUACAAGUUUACUUUGUGUUCUUUCAGGGUCGGGAGAUACGUUUGCCAGAACUUUUUCAUAGGAGUUGGUUCCUCUGCUGGAACAGCCAUGACCAUAACACGGUUUUGUGUGCGUACCCUUUGCUAAGCACUAUCUUGUUCGGCGUUUUUGGAGCCGUCUUUACGUUGUCAUUCUUAUUUUCAUUCUGGAGAGUUGUCUCUCAUGUAAUCAACAAGGCCCUUAGGGUUCGAAUCUUUGCCCUCGCUUUGGCAGUCAUCAUAGGUUUGCCAUUGCAGAUCCUGUUUAUGGGGUUGUCUGUUUUUUGGACACCAGACAAGACCGCUUUCGAUGGAAUAGCUCUAAUUGUGUUCCUUACCACAUUCACGUGCGCCGUGGUUGGAGAGGGUAUUUUGGUGAUUAAACCGAUAGCGGACUCCUUGGCCGCCAGAGGAGGAGAAGGAGGAGAGAGUUGCAGGGUGAAUAGUCACGGUGAAAUGUCGUCAUUGCCAGGGUCUAUGCAGGAAGGGAAUGUUGUGUAAGGCAAUAGGCUACCGCCUGACUCCCUGAUUAUGGGCAUAAUAAUGGUGGAUUUCGAUGGUGGUAGGAGGCAUUUUGGUAAAUUUAAAAAGAUCAAAUCAUCAGGCUGAGAAGAAUCCGUAAUGCAAAUAUUUUGAAGCAGUGAUUUUCAAAGUUACAUGUAUGUGUUGGAUAAAUUGUUUUCCUCUUUGAUUCAAUC